Macrosiphum euphorbiae (potato aphid) is the source of this 393-nucleotide messenger RNA. NCBI's taxonomy places the organism in Eukaryota, Metazoa, Arthropoda, Insecta, Hemiptera, Aphididae. The record is from the annotation of a GenBank genome assembly.
AUGUUUAAACCACAACUGAUGGUGAAGGUUAGAGAAAUAAAAAUAAAAUAUAUAUCUUAUGUCGUUGACAAUAUGGCUAAAAAUCCCGGCCAUACUGUACUCAGAUUUACACCCUAUCAUUGUGAGUUAAACCCAAUUGAAUUGGCAUGGGCAAUGGUGAAGACCUAUGUCAAGCAGAACAAUACUACAUUUAAACUUGAUGAUGUUAAGAAGUUACAGAAUACUGCAAUUGAUCGUGUAACCAGUGAAAAUUGGCAACAUUUUAUUGAACACGUCAAAACGGAGGAGAAUAAAAUGACUGAAGUUGACCGCAAUAUGGACGAAAUUAUUGAUAAUUUGGAACCAUUCGUCCUCACCAUAACAGGCGAGACUUCAGAUUCUUCUGAUUUUUAA